Molecule: messenger RNA, 1107 nt
Organism: Saccoglossus kowalevskii
Lineage: Eukaryota; Metazoa; Hemichordata; Enteropneusta; Harrimaniidae
Product: prefoldin subunit 5-like
Biological process (GO): RNA polymerase II core complex assembly; RNA polymerase III assembly; RNA polymerase I assembly
Cellular component (GO): cytoplasm; prefoldin complex
Source: RefSeq, a predicted model, not a curated record
CCUGGAGAAGCACAAGAAAAAUUUAUGCAGCUGCCUUUACCACAAUUAGAUCAGCUUAAAAAUAAUAUAGACCAGGAAUUAGAAUUUUUUUCUUCUUCCAUCACUCAACUGAGAAUUGCUCAAACCAAGUUACAAGAGUCAUGUGAUAGCCUGUCCAAGCUGAACAAAGACACUGAAGGAAAAGAAAUCCUUGUUCCAUUGACCAGCUCAUUAUAUGUUCCUGGCAAGUUAAGUGAUGUCAACAAUGUUCUUAUAGAUGUUGGAACAGGAUAUUAUGUUGAAAAGAAUGUCAUGGAUGCUGAUAAGUACUUCAAACGUAAAAUUGACUUUAUAAAUACUCAAGUAGACAAACUGACAGAUAUUCUUCAAGAAAAAGUCAAACUAAAACAAGCUAUUGUUGGAGUUAUGCAAAUGAAGAUCCAAGCACAGAUGAUGGCUCAACAAUCCACUGUAGCCAAGACAUAACAGAUCAACAAACCCAGAUUAUGGUGUGGAAGUUACUUUCCAAUUCAAAUUAGUAGUAAUUCUUUUCCCAGUAAUUUGUUUGAACCUUCAUUGAAUCCAUUUUACUUGAGAUUCUGAAUCCUGUGAAUAGAAAUUAAAUUUUUGAUGCCUAAUAUCAGCUAUGUUUCCACUUACAAAUCCCAUUUUUAAAAAGCAUUGUGUAAUUUUUGUUUACCGGUAACUCUCAUACAUGUUACUUCUUUAAAAAGUUUGGAAAUCUGUUUAUUUGGUGAAAAAAAUUAAUUAUGUAAUCUGAAAUUUGGUAGAAAAUAUUUUUUGAUGAAACAGAUUUUUCAAUUGACCUAACUUUCUCGAUCAAUUACAAACCCAGAAUUCCCUUCUCUAUAAAUUCAACAAUUACCCAGAAUUCCCUUCUCUAUAAAUUCAACAAUAACCCAGAAUUCCCUUCUCUGUGAAUUCAACAAUUACCCAGAAUACAUAUCUCUAUAAAUUCAACUACCUAUUCCUGACAUGUUAUAAUAAUACUGCAUUCAGUUGAUGUUUUUCUCUUUCGAUGUAGUGGAUUUAUUCACAGAUAUUGAAGUAAUUUGCUUUUUGUAUAUGGUUCUUUGCAAGUAAAAUAAACAUUUUUGUUUGUAAAGU